This is a messenger RNA of Penicilliopsis zonata CBS 506.65, 1919 nucleotides long. RefSeq lists its product as hypothetical. The transcript has 2 exons. NCBI's taxonomy places the organism in Eukaryota, Fungi, Ascomycota, Eurotiomycetes, Eurotiales, Aspergillaceae. Bases 237 to 1493 code for a protein of 418 amino acids. The record is from RefSeq and is a predicted model, not a curated record.
CCAAACUUGGGACAAAGUUGUAAAUAUGACAGAAUAUCUCCAGGCAACAGCAGCAGCAGGCUAAGCGAAAUUUCCUAAACAGUUUUUUUUCUCUCUUCCGCCACAACAAAUUCCUCUGAUUUGUAUUCCUGCCCCUGCCUCUGCUGGUGUUCGCCUGGUGUUCUUGUCGCCUCUCUGUAUUUAUUUUGUCGAUUACGGAGUACAGGACCUACCUACCUAGAGGUAGUAAUUGCAAGAUGUCGGCCCAGCCUAUCAGUAUUCAAGAUCAGGACGAGAUCUACAACAUACAGUCCACAGAAAGACAGGAACUCCUUCAGCAGCUCAAACAAGCCAUGGGCACCGAGAACGUGUCCGUGCCUUUCUGGGCCUGCUUGCAGGUUUGCGAUCUCAACUGCCUGCGAAAAAUGAUAGCAAACACCUGCAGCGGACCGAUUUUCAUCAAUGUUCUGCAAUCAACUGCUCUCGCCAUCCCUCUCCAUUGGAUGCAAAAGAGCCCAGGAGAAAGAAAUUUGGGAACAUCCAGCCCAGCAAGCCCAGCCACCCCAAAUCGCCCAUUUGGGACUCCCGAUCGCGCUCCUAGUAGAAGAUCCCAGGCCUUGAAGAACUUGGUCAUGGAGCGUGAUGAUACUCUCUGCAUACUCACCAAGAUGGGCUGCGUGACGGAAGUAGCUCAUAUUUACCCCGUCAGUCUCCUCCAACCACAACAACGAUCCAACCUUGCCGCAUGCAUUCCACCCUUCUGGCACUUGCUGCGCAUCUUCUUCGACCAAAAUCGUCUUGACAAAUGGCAUUCGGCCAUCUUUCGGGAUGCACUACAACCAGAUCGGGCGAUGGAUGGGGUUUUCAAUCAGAUCUGCCUUACUGCAUCGGCACACACCGCGUGGACCAAAGGACUAUUCGCCUUGCGGCCUCUUCAAGAGGCCGCGGAUAGAAGAUCUUUGUCUGUAGAGCUCCACUGGCAGCCAGUACAAACGCAUACCAAGUUCGAUGCCAUUGAUCUACUCUCCCCACCUGGCCAGUCUCGCGAUCUUGAAGGUUCAGGUUCCUUCGUUCUCUACUCUCGCAUCUUCAACCGGCUACUACGAACGGGCGACAUCCUUGUGCUUACUACUCACAACCCCGAGACCCACCCCCUGCCGAGCUUUGCCUUACUGGAGAUGCAAUGGUUUCUGACGCGCAUCGUGUCGAUGUCUGCAGCCGCCGAUGAGUACAACAGGAACAACUUCAACGAUGAUGUUGAGGGUGCUGCCCCAGCACUUGACACCUUUCACAGCCGCGCCCUACAUGAAUCCAUCUCAGAGAUGUUUUCAUCCACGCCCAAAUGGCAACAUGACCCCCAAUUGAGCCAGUCUAACUCCUCUGUGGGGGAAAGGGAGGAUGAUGACGUCGAACAGUCUGUGACUACCGCCUCCGUUGGCCCUUCUCCUUCCAAGACCAGACAGGUCGAGAACACACUAUCUGCAGUAACCGAGGAUUCCGCCUCAGAGGCUUGAGUUAGUAUUUUCCAAGGUGGAGAGUUUUGUCUUCUUCCUUUAUUUUGCGACAGCCACUCAACCAUGCAGGGGUGUAUUUUGCUCUUCUGUGCCGCGCUUGACCAUAUUCCUCGCCAGCCGCUUUAUCCUCGCAUAACCAACGUGGCGCCCAUCCUGAUCGGCGAGCUGGCGCAUCCCCUCGAAUAGAUGAACUCAUUGGUCGACAGGUACAUGACUGUGUCUGAAGAGGGGUAUUCAGUAGAGAAGAGGCUGCACUAGCUCGUCUCCUCGUAGUUGUUUAAUUAAUACAUUAAUAUGGGAUCUAGGUAUUCAUAGUGCACUAGCCAGCUGUCAUCUUAGAUGGGCUAGUAUACCAACCUUAAUUGACCGUUUGGGUUGCCUUAUCUAGAAACUGGUACAAUAGUUAUGGUGGGGUAUCGGCUUGGC